Fonsecaea multimorphosa CBS 102226 is the source of this 519-nucleotide messenger RNA. RefSeq lists its product as uncharacterized. Bases 1 to 519 code for a protein of 172 amino acids. The record is from RefSeq and is a predicted model, not a curated record. The transcript has a single exon. Lineage: Eukaryota; Fungi; Ascomycota; Eurotiomycetes; Chaetothyriales; Herpotrichiellaceae.
AUGCCGACCACACGCAAGACUCACCAGCGACACCAAAGCAACAACGAGCCCCCUCGAGCAGAGCGAGGAAGCCCAGUGCUAAAGCGCUUCAGCAGAAACAGAGAUGAGGACUCAGACUUGGAGACAAUCACGGUGGCCGGGGAGGAAGGUGGACCCUGUGCCCGAGGACGCAGAGGUGCUCAAGAGACGAGUGAAGCCACCAUCGCGGUCGUGCACCUUGUGGCUGACCUGAAAGAAACCAUUGCGAGCCAAAGCGACAUCAUCCGCGAGAUUCGGACUGAACUGACGGAGAUCAAGAUCGCGCUCCAAGCGCUGGAAAGCCGGAACCGAGAACCGCGAGAGGACUUGAAGUUACUGGCAACGUAUCAAUCUCUAUCUAGCGUCAUUGCGAGCGAACGCACCUGGCAAAUUUCGUCUCUUCCUUUCGCUCGCUCAACCCAGUUAAGCCUUGGUCAAUCGUUAAAUCUAUGGGCCACCACAAAGCUCCGUAAGAGCGCCUUACUCGCUUCUUGCCCAUAA